AUCAAUAUGGCGGUUGUCAGCCAGACAAAGACAGUCAGUCUGAUGUGAUUGAGACAAGGGAGGUUUUCAGGGGGGAGACUGGGAGAGUGGGGCCUCCCCUCCCCCUUUUCCUCUUCCUGUGCGGGCCUCCAGCCCUCCCCAACCCCUCCCGACGGGCGCCCCGCACGGAAGGCACCCCUCCCCCUCCCGCUUCCCUCCUUCCGCCUCAGCCCUUCGCGCUGGGACGCUGGGGAGGGGGCUGUGCGGGGCGAGAGAACUCAGCGCGGUUCCGAGAAUGAUAAAUAAAGCUGGCUAUCCCUGGACAGAAUAUUAAUCCUCCUCAUGUAAAGUAUGCUCAGUUCCUUUCCAGUGGUUUUGCUGGAAACCAUGUCUCACUAUACAGAUGAGCCCAGAUUUACCAUAGAACAGAUAGAUUUGCUUCAGCGCCUCCGGCGUACUGGAAUGACUAAACAUGAAGUUCUCCAUGCAUUGGAAACAUUGGACCGUCUUGACCAAGAGCAUAGUGACAAGUUUGGAAGAAGGUCCAGCUAUGGAGGAAGUUCAUAUGGGAACAACACCAACAAUGUUCCAGCCUCUUCCUCUACAGCUACGGCUUCCACACAGACCCAGCAUUCGGGAAUGUCCCCCUCGCCUAGCAACAGUUAUGACACUUCCCCACAGCCCUGCACUACCAAUCAAAACGGGAGGGAGAACAGUGAGCGAUUGUCCAUAUCCAAUGGGAAGAUGUCUCCAACUCGCUACCAUGCAAAUAGCAUGGGUCAGAGGUCAUACAGUUUUGAAGCCUCAGAAGAGGACCUAGAUGUAGACGAUAAAGUAGAGGAACUGAUGAGGAGGGACAGCAGUGUGAUAAAAGAGGAAAUCAAAGCCUUUCUUGCCAAUCGGAGGAUUUCCCAAGCAGUUGUUGCACAGGUAACAGGUAUCAGUCAGAGCCGGAUCUCUCAUUGGCUGUUGCAGCAGGGGUCAGACCUUAGUGAACAGAAGAAAAGAGCCUUUUACCGAUGGUACCAACUUGAGAAGACAAAUCCUGGGGCUACAUUAAGUAUGAGACCUGCCCCGAUUUCAAUAGAGGACCUUGAAUGGAGACAAACACCUCCCCCUGUCUCUGCCACAUCUGGGACCUUCCGUCUCCGACGAGGGAGUCGAUUUACCUGGAGAAAGGAGUGUCUGGCUGUCAUGGAAAGUUAUUUCAAUGAGAAUCAAUACCCAGAUGAAGCAAAGAGAGAAGAAAUUGCAAAUGCUUGCAAUGCAGUUAUACAGAAGCCAGGCAAAAAACUGUCUGACCUGGAACGGGUCACCUCCCUGAAAGUAUAUAACUGGUUUGCUAACAGACGGAAGGAGAUCAAGAGGAGAGCCAAUAUCGAAGCAGCAAUCCUGGAGAGUCAUGGGAUAGACGUACAGAGUCCUGGAGGCCAUUCCAACAGCGAUGACGUUGAUGGCAACGACUACUCAGAGCAGGAUACUUGGCAAGUACGCAAUGGGGAGGAGGAGGAGGGAAGAAGUUCAGAGGGAGGCAGAGAAGCAGAGAAGGACGACAGCACGAGCCAUAGUGACCACCAAGACCCCAUCUCAUUAGCUGUGGAGAUGGCAGCCGUCAACCAUACUAUCUUGGCACUGGCCCGCCAAGGAGCCAGCGAAAUCAAGACAGAGGCCCUGGAUGAUGACUGAUCAGGGAGGGUUAAACGUGACAAGUUAACUUAGUUUAGACGUAGCACCUUAGCAGACUUUCCUCGGUCCUUAACAUGUGUUCUUACAGUAUAACUUGCAGUUUCUUGUAUGUCAGGUAGCCGUUAGGGUCUUGUUCUGUGAAGAUGGCAUGGUGCCCUCAGCCUUUGCAUAUACUCUCUCAGUAUUAAAAUCCCAGUAAUAAUAACCAACCAACCAACCAACCAACCAGACGCCCCUCUCCCAGUCCCGAGGCUAGAAAAUCUUGCUGCUCCGUCUUAGCAUUCUAAGAAAGUGCUUCCAGGUGUUUAGAUAACCCUCAGUCCUCAAAUAUUAGGCUGUGUGUAAAAUCUCGGGUACCUUUAGAUUCCUGUAACACUGGUCUGUACCCCCUAUUUCUGCCCCAAGACUGACCGGAUGCAAGCUGAGGUAGUGGCACAGGAUAGAGAGAUGCCUUUUGGGGAGCACUCGCAGAGUGAAGGAACACUAGAACCCCUCAGCAUGGAGUCGCUGAUUCAGCUGCAAUAAGCCGUGCCUCAUAGCCACACCGUGGCUAGACUAUACUUCUUUGGGUGCUGUGUUAAGAAUGUCAGUGGAUACUCUAGCUCAGAUUUUGGUGGUUGUUAAUGUGACUGACCCAGACGUUCUUUCCUCUCACAAGCUGUGUGACUUGGUAGAUAACAAUACUGCCUUCUGCCUUUGGGACCAUGAUUCAAAACAAAAUGAAGAGAUUAAGUUAUAAAAAACAAAACAAAAAAAAGACUAACAAAACCCAGCUUGAGAGCAUUGGAAAAAAAGUGUGAGCUGAACAUGUAAUGGAUGCUAAGACCAGUUCUUAGAAACACCGUACAUUCCAUGGUACAGUUAGCAGUGCCUGCCGGGAAUAAGUCCUAGACGGUAUCACGGAAGUCGCUUCACUUACUGUCUGUUUCCCCUUUCCCUGCUACCAAAAAAAGUCUUUCGAGGAUGAAGCUAAGGUCAAAAGUAAGUGGAAGAAUAGUCCUUGCACCCAGAGCUGACAGAGACUGUGUAGGGGUUCCUGCCGACUGACGAUCGCAGAUACAAAUGCUCACCAGAUUAGGAGCACAAAAGAGCAGGGGACAUUGACCACGUACCUUGCGGGUGUGCGGGACACACGGGAUGUGAUUGCGUGUUGGUCUCUUUUCUCUGUCCUUGGAGAGGUGUGAAAAGCUAUAUUGCUAUAGGCAAUUUAUUCAACAAUUGGAAGCCAUAUUGAUAAUGGAUGUGGUAAUAUUUGUAACGUUUAAUCUACUUUAAGUGGCAGUAACUAAUGGAAUUUUUUUUCCUUGAUCGCAUAUGUAGCACUUUUGUUACUUUUUAAAGAUAUUUAUAUUUGAUAAACCUUUUUUUCAUUUUGAGAACUCAAAAUACCAAACAGUGAACUUGCGUUAUAAAGCCACCCUGUGAUCACCUUGUCAUCUCGUAGCAAAAUGAUGAACUACUCAUGCAUCAAAGAAAAUUACAUCUGCUGGCCUUGUAUGAAAAUGAUCUCCUGGCGACCUGAUUAAAUGACACACUGUCACUGUGGGUAAGAGGAAACAGCCUUCAGGGUAGCGGUGUAGCGUGCGCCCGAAAGAGGCACCACAGCUAUGCAUUUCCUGCCGCAUCCCAUCUCUCCUCCGUCCGUCUGAUGAGGCCUUGUUUCAAGGAGAGCGUGGGGAGCCCAUUGAGCAGGGCUUCUGUCCUUCUGUCCAUUACCUGAAACCAUUUGUGCAAUGGAGAGAACUUGCCACUUCCUCUCCUUGUUCCCUCUCCUCCCUCACCAUCUAUAUUUAAGUUUAAAACUAUUUGGGGCUGGGGAUGGGGAGGCUGCUGACCCGCUUCAUUUUUUUCCUUUGGUGUUCGUAGACUAGUAGCUUCAAAUUUUUAGCUGGUCUCACUGCUCUUGCGGCACACGGUGACUCGAUUACCCGCUUAGCUCUGAAUCCUGCUUACGUCAGCGUGGGCAGAGGGUGCCGCCUUCCCCGCGCCCGUGACUGUGGACAGAUGCAGGCAGGGUCUGGACUCGCUCCUGUUGGUGGAUUUGGGAAGGGGGAAUUGUCUUCAUUUUUCCCAGCCUCCAAGAGUGAAAUGGAGCAAUCUUUUUCUGUAUUACUUGAGUCAAUAGAUUCAAGAGUAGCAUUUGUUAAUCUCAGGAAUGACACGCUCCCCUCCUUCUCCCCCUACCCCUACCCCCUCAUACAUUCUUUCUUGGCUUUACUUUGUAUUUCAAUUAGGAAAUUGAGUUGUGCUUGUUUCAUUUUCUUCUAUUAGAACUACUGUAUCUUUCUGUUUCAGUGGAGUUUUGUCUAUUUACUCUCAGUUGACUCAGAAAGAACAGGAGAGAAAGAAAAAAUAUAUUCUGUGACAAGUCACCUCCAUGAUUUAUUGUAAGGAGAUUAUUCUAAUUGAUAGCUUCUUUAUGAUGAGAUUCCUAGUGUCAUUUGUUCUGGCUAGAGUUUUUAAAGGAGCAGUCUCAGACGUUUCAAACAGCGCAGUUUCUAAAGAAUCUCAGUGAGUGCCACAGAAGAGCUGAAAUGCUUGACUGUUGUAAGACCUUUAACGAAGAAAAAAGGCCGGGAGGAGCCUGGGAGUCGGUCAGUGCAGACAGGCAGUGCUGCUUGGAGAAUGGCUCCAUAGUGAGCCGGGUCGGUAACGGCAGAAAACCUCUCACCCACAUCCUUCUGACCUCAGCCUUACUGGGAGCUUGGGCUUUUUCACCCACAAUAAGAAUUUACUUCUUUGGGGUCAAGAUUUAAACCUCCCAUUGGUUUUCUCUUUGUCACCAGGUCCAAUUCUAUGUUGUCCAAUACGACGUUAGUUUUUGCCAUGGUGCGUGGAGUUGCCAUAUUUGAUGUCUUAUUCCUUUGGAUGGGAGAAGAGGGAACCUGGCCCUGGGAGACAGAAAGCCCCUUUCAUCUAUUACCCUGCUCAAUAGAGAUGACUCCUAAAAAACCCUACUUGAGGAAGCAGCCAUUAAUACCAAAGUAUGUGAAUCCAGUGGUUCGUUCCUGGAAGAUUUCUGAUUCAGCCACACCCCUGUGUGGUCCAAAUGUCUGGACAGACUUUUACCUCAAAGGGGAGGACUCAUGAAGAACUCAGUGUCAUAAUCAUUUCCGUGUUUUCCUUGGCCUCUGACUGUCUGUCUAGAAGCUCACUUGGGGAGUCCAGUCACAGUCGGGGAGCAGAGCAGUCGUCUGUCAGGUGUGUGCUGUCCCUCUGCCUCUGACAGCUCUAGGUUUCUCUAAGCUGCGCCACUGCAGCCUUGACGCCCGUUGACUGUGCUGAGAUUCUGUCUCUCUGGCAGCAGGAAGAGCGGGUGGGUUUGGUCCCUCUUUGAAUAUGAACACUCCAUCCCACGAUGGCCAGCUCCGUUCCGCACUGGCCAGCCCAGCGUGUCUGCGUCACGGAGGGAAUUGCCUCCUUUGCACAACUGGUAAAUGUGAACUUCAAGUUCUUACUGUCUCUGGUCUUAAGAAGGAUUUGGUUAGAAUUAAGGUCCCCGUGUAACUCCUGCCUCUGUUCUAAAACCGCCUUUUGUCUUUUCCUCCCCAUGAGUUUUCACAACUCCUUAGGCAAUAAGCUUUUUUUUUUUUGUGGCUGAUAAUCUCAUGCUCAGCGGCACAAGAACCAUCCCGAGCUCCUCUGCUGUGCGUCUGUUUCUCUGUUGGUCUCUGUGGCUCAAAACUUAAGCCAGAAUAGUAAUAGAGUUUGACAUUUUGUUGUGGUUAUUCGUAAUGUUUUACUACUGUAUUUAUUGUGGCUGUAUCAAGGCCAGCCACAUCUGUUUAUAGCUUUACUGAGCCAGGUUGAUUUGUCAAAAUUUCCCAAGUGAAGGUCAGGCACUUGGGCCAGUAGUUCUGCGGGUACCUUUGAGGGGGGUUGACUGUGGGGCAGGAAGGUACCACUGGGAGAGGGGUGGGUGUCACAUCACAUCAUUCCUUCCUUCUCUGUGCUCUUCAAAUUACGCUACUUACUCAGGAUUUGAUCAUCCGUUGUCAGCCAUAUUGAAUGUGGCAAGUUGAGCUGUCAUGCCUGAAAACCUCUUCACUGCUGCUGGCUUUCCGCGGAGCGUAGCUCACGUUGUCCGGGUACCUGGUCAGCCAGUGGUGAGGGAGGAAGUCUCUCCGAGGCGAGCUGUGAAGGGCCAGCUUAGGUUUAGGUAUUUCAUGGUGACACUGUCAAAGCAGAGGCCUUUUUUUCUUCCUAUCACAUGGUCUUCUUUACAAACCCUUGGAUUCAAGAUGCCUCUCACUUGAGAGAGGUUGCCUUAUUGCUGUCAGGAGAGCUAACAGACGUACAAAAGGCUGGAGCUGUACCAUGCAAUAAGUCCAUUUUUGAUAGUGGAAACUCCUCUCCCAGGUAAGCCGUGCUGGGAAAGGCUUUGGUGGGUGCCCGUAUUCAUACUGAGAGAGAAGCUCUUUGUAGACAACGUGCCCAGAAAUGCAGCUGUUUACGCUGAGAAGCUGCCAUCUCUGCUUCAGUAUUCCUUCUUAGUGGGGAUGAGAAAUUGCAGCAAAAAAAGAAAGCGAACAAUCUGAAGAGUGCAGCUUCUUGAACUUGAGAGAAGAGGCAGGAGAGAAGAGUGAGGAGCACCUGUAUGGUAGUUGCUUUGAAAUGACAAACGUGCAUGUCCUGUGAGAGCCGCCGAGCUGCUGUGUGUCCGUCUCCACCCCCCUUUGCCAUCUUUUGGUAUUUGAGAACUAAGUCUGGUUGAUUCCAUUCAAGUGAACUCCACAAGUCUUUCUAUGUCACUUGUCUCCUCCCCUCCCCUCCCCACGCUCCCUGCCCCACCCCAGGCAGAGGCACGAUCGCAGUGGGUCUGCCCCAUCUGCACGCAGCCUGGCCAUUGCCUAGGCUUUCCCCAGGUGUGGCAGCAGGACCGCCUGAGGCCUGUGGUGGAGCCGUCUGCACCCAGCACUGGGCAGCUCAGCACGCUGGACAAAUCCGGGGUGGCCGGCGCCCCUGGCCGCAUGUUCCCCCCUCUCUUUUAAAUAAGACUGGCUCCGCACAGCCAUAAUUAACUCACAAAUUCCUGCUGGUGUGUUGUGAUCAGAUGGAGGUUUGGCUGAAUCUUUUCCAAUUGUAACCAUGGUAAUUGAGGGGGGUGGCAUAGGAUGAAUAUAUAAAAAUAUAACGGCAAUUGUUCUGAAUGACUGAGUGUCCUCCUGACAUGUAAUUAGCUGUGUUAGCAGGAUGUAGAGUGGCAUGGUCAUAAUUAAGAGGAUUUCUGUCCUUUAUGUGAUUGAAAAUAGCAGAGCUCCCAUCCCUUGUUCUCUUUUAGCACUAAUGCUCCCAAGAACAUUUGGAACAGGGAUUCGGUAAACUAAAAUAAUGACAUAGUAUUCAUGUCCUCGCAGAGGGGAAGAAAGGAUUUGGAGCCGUUUCAGCUCUGAAACGGAAGGCUCUGACGAGUGCCCAGUGUCUGACUUCGAAGUUCUCUGAAACCUUCUCUUCUCCAUCCAGUGCCACCCUGCUCCACCUUGGGCGGAGAACCACAGCGAGACUCCCCGGCCAAGAUGGCUCCCCCCCUCCCCCCCUUGCUCACCGCCAGAUGCCCUGCCGGCCCUGCCCGCUCCCCUGAGGCUUCAGGGGUUUCCUUUCUGUUCUCCAUACUUCCAUGGCCAUCAUUGUCACAAAGGAUCGGCCCAAGGGAAGUUUACAAUGACUUGAAUCGAGUUCCCUUCUCAGAGCAGACAACGUGAUGGGAAUAUGCAUCAGCCGGCGUCGCUCAGGAGUGAAUGGAGUGUGGCACUUGGCAUAUUCCAGAGUCACCUGGGCAGAGGGACAAAUGUGCGGUGCUCAGUUUCCCGCAUCACUAGCAGCCAGCGCUGCUCGUGCUGUUCUGUACCAGUUCUAGUUUCCUGCUCCUGCGGCAGGCGCUCUGUCUCCUCCCUCCCGCCCUUCUCAAGCACGGGUGCCGCCGGCCCUGUGUGCUCUUGACCCGCUCCGUGGGCCCCCGGGCUGCCCAUGGCCUGCAGGAGCACCCUCUAGAGGAAUGCAGAAAUGGCAGCAGGCGCAGCCAUGUGGUCUUUCAAGCAGCUUCCUGCACCCCAGUCCACAGCCCUGACCUCUUGCAGGAUGCACACUCCCGGACCGGUGAGUAGCUACGAAAGAAACUGUUGGUUGCCCUUGUAGAGGUCUUUUCCCAGCCAUUUUGAGACUGAAGUGCUAGGUGCCGUUCCAGUUUGUGAGCAGGCUGUUCUUGUCUCCAUCAGUCAUCCUCCCUCUCCCCCACACACCCACAGCACUUAGCAAAAGGGUUUUAAUCCUUGAGAUUCCUUCAUUUCCGUACCUCCCCAUACCUGGAAUGAGAUGUGCGGCUGUUGUGCUAGUGGAGGAAGAGGGGGUACACGAUGUUUCGAUCACCGCUUCUCUUCCCCCAGCCUCUCGUGCACACACUGCACACCUUCAGUCACUGAGACUUUUUCUUGGGAUCUGUCCGUUUUUAUGAUUUGCUGGGUUUAUAACAGAUGGUAGGGCAUCCCUUGUCUUAUUCCCCUAGCUGCGGAAAGGUAACUCUCUAACAAAAUAUACAAUCUGCCUUAAGAGGAGAGAUUCUGAGAGCUGACUAGCUGAGCUAAUUUUGUGAUUUGUGAGGUGAGCACUGUGCAGCUAGCUGAACACGCCGAUCAUCUGCUUACAGGCAAAGGAAACAGGUAGCACCGCAGUCAGAACCUUCCCAUGGAAUCUGCUGUCUUAAGGAUGGAAGUACCAGAUGUGCUGGCCCAAGGGCGGGGCUGCUGGCGGAGAGCUGGGGAGACAGCCCUCUCCAGAUGUUCCCAGAGGCUACUCUGAUUCACAACGCCCUACCCCAGCUGUCCCCACAGCCGGCUUACCAAAAUCAGUGAAAAGGCAGUGAUUUUAGAAUAACACACCAGAAGUAAAUCGUGUAUAUAAGAAGAUGCCGUCUCAAUCAUAACGUACCAAGUGACAAGGGUGCGCUGAUGUCAGGGCUGCCUCCUCCGUCCUCAGAGCCCCGGAUGCUCCCUGGGCAACGCCAGGCGGCCACUGAUGCUGGCUUCUGGCUUGUUUCCUGUUCUCGGGGGUCUCAGUGCAGCUGGCCUGCCGGCCCACUGCCACCUCCAGGCUGAAACCCCGCUGCUGACUAGUCUUCCUCCCUGGUGUAAUGGGAACUGAGGACAGUUGUUGGUGUGUCAGAGGGUGGAGACCCAUGUGGCCCUGGCUUGUCUGAGCGUGGGAGGGCCGCAGGCGGGGUGGGGAGGUGUGCUGCGGUGGGCCCGGAUGGAGCGGCUCUCUGCCCGGCUCUUGGAGCACUCGCUGAGCUCCUGUUACUCCUGGUCUCUUCUGUGCUCGUCUUCUGACGUGUUUGUACCCAUCUUUUCCACACACACCGCUGUCCCCUCUGCCCGCCACAGCAGGCCAGGCACGAGCCUCAGGGCCGGACACGGUUCGUGUCCGCCAUCCGGGGCUUCCCUGGCCCCUCGGCAGCCUUCCCUGGUGCGUUAGCAGCAGCUGCAUGGAUACACGGAGGUGUAGAGGUGCCGGUGUCUGCAGUCCCGCGGGGCUGGUCCCUGCCUUGCUGUGGCUCCUGUCAGGCUCCGCGGGGGUUGCUCAGGACUCCGGGCUGACCUGAAGAUUUGACUGAGGUGCUGGGCUUGCCGGCCUCUUUUCUAGGUCUUUCUCUGAAAACCAUGAGCGGUUCUUCAAGGCUUAGUUCCGCCACCUCACGGGCACCUUUGAGGCCCAGAGCAGCCGGCCCUGGCGUGGACUCGUGAGACCCUGCCGGGUGACGCCCGGGCGUGCUGGCGCUGGCGCGUGACAGCAGCGGCCCCGCGGUUGCUAGCCCCGUCCCAUCCUCCUGAAAACCACCCUGGUUUGGAUGGGAAGGGCUGUGCGUGCCUUCCUCUGGUUUUGGUGCUGAUCGAGGUCCUGGACCGGGUGGUGGGCGAGGCGCGGUGGCCGCUAGAGCCGGGAUUUGAGUAUGCGGCGCCUAGGGCUGUGGCCUCAAGGUGUCCGCCGGCUUGCGGGUCCUGCAGAAGCCUGGCUUUGCCGCACCGGUGCUGCCUGACUGGCGCCCAGAGCCGGCUAACAACUCCAGGGCCGUUCCUCCCACCUCACCGUUCAUGAAGCUGUUACGCUGGAAAACGAAAGGACGCGGGCUGGGCCGCCGUGAGCAGCUGCCCCGCCGGGCGCUUCCCUUGCUGCAAGCUGGCCAGGCCUGCUGGGGUGGUGGGCGGCAUGAGCCGUCGGGAGAGGGCGCUGAGCUCAGUGUGGCUGCUCCUGGAACAGAAUCGUGAUUGCCUCGAAGCUCAGGUUGAUGGCCCUGGAGUGGGUGGCCCCGUUCGUUGUGUCUUAGAAUGGGAGGAAAGAAAAACCAAGGUUUGGGAUGGUGUCGCCGGGGCUCUGUGUCCAGCAUCGGCCGUUCUGGCAAAGGGUCUCCACUGCUCUGGCUUCGUCCCGCCUCCCUCUCAGCGUAGACAGUGCCCGGCGGCCCCCGCGGGCCCGUCCCCUGCCGGGGUGGCUGCAGAGCAGCCCGGCUGCAAGCUAGGCCGCUGCCCUCCCGAAGACGCUCGGUCGCUCGCCGCCUCCCCCGGCGGAGCCCACAGCCUUCGCCCACUCCCGUGGGCUCACCUCCCGCCCGCGUGGUCGUGUGGGAAUGCAGUACCUUGCCAGGAUAAAUUCUUCUUUAUGUUUAAGUGCCUAAGCAAGUUACAGACCUCUGGAGCCGGCCGGGGGCCUGUGCCCGUCCCUCCCGCCCCGCCCCGCCCCGCGCCCGCGGCCAGGCCGGCCUGGCCGCUUCCCCACGUGGCUUUUGUUGCUGUGGUGCUGAUCCCGGUGCGGCGGGCAUUUGCAUCUGCUUCGCGAGGGCGCGGUAGCGGCAGAGCGGGGCCGGGCGGGCACGCGGGCCGCAGAGCGGGAUUCCGCCUCUCUCCGCUCGCGGACAGUGCGCCCCGAUCCACGAGAACGACGCGUGGCCUAGUCGCAGUUGAGGAACCCACAGACUCAUUCCAACCCCGAGUUGGUACCCCACUCUUCUCGUCCUAGAUUGUAGGGAGCAGGGAGCCUGCGUCCCCGGCCACGUUGGUAGGAUGUUGAGCAAACCCAGCACGCAUCUUUGAAGAUGAGCGUGAGGCACUUGCGUUUAGCAGCAUGUCUGACCUGGAGACGCCGCCCUGAGCCUCGGCGGGGUGGGACAUUAUCCGUGACGUCCAUGUGGAGGCCGCAUCCGCGAGUGGCACGCAGACGACUUGUGGGUGCAUUUAAAGGUUUUGCAGAAUGGAACAAUCCAUACCCAGGCACUUUAUUUUAGUAACCCAGCAUUUUGUUCAGACAAUGUCAUGAUCCACACACCGCAUUCACGUGCCACGCGUGGGCAGGCGCGCCAGUGGCAUUCUGCCCCGGAGAGGAGGGCGGCGCGGGCAGUCGGGCGGUGGUGAGGCGGCUGUGCGGAUGGAGCGCCGGGCAGCCUGGCCCCGGCCUGCAGGGGAGGGGCCGCCCGAGGGCCUGAGUCCUCUUCCCUUAGCCGGACUUGAGCUGUCCGUCACGCGUGGGGCGGUGAGGAGGGAUGUCCGUGGUCGGGCAGUGUGCAGCGUGCUCUCGCGCGGGUUGUGGGCUGGAGAAGAGGCCAGCGGAGCGCAGUCGUGCUCCGCCCCGGUGCCUCAGGGCUGGCUGCCAGUCCCUAGCGUCCGCCCGGGUCGGGAGGCGGGGCGCGGCGCGGUCCUGCGGGGCGCGGCGGCAGCGCCUCCCUGCCUUGGCUUGUGUGUGUCUCCCUCAGUCUUCGCGUCUCCCUCCGGCGUCUCCCCUGGUUCCCGUCCCCAUCUUGUGCACCAUGUGUCCCUGAGGGCGAGUCACACCUGUGUCGGAGUCUGCUGUACGGUGUUCAGUCUACCUCAAGGGGUCACCAUGGUGAGCUGUCCGCGUGGAACCCUCCCUCACGCCACACACUGGAAUGUAUAUCGCCCCGCCCCCCCGCCCCUCCUGCAAUCACCAGACUCCUAGUGCAAAUUGGAUGCUGCUUUAAAUGUGAAAACCAUUGUUCAAAAGCUAUAAAACCUGAAUGAAAGCUAAAGCUGAAUUUAUAAGCCUUGUUGCAUAUGAGCCAAAAGUGCAAAAAGCUCUAUAUAAUGAACUAACCUGCCACUCGUAUAAAUAUAAAUAUAUAUAAAUAUAUUAAAUCAGACUGUUCUACAGAAUUGUGUAUUUGUAUUUUUGUGUACGUACAAUUUUCUGCUAAGCAGAAGGAGGAUGUAGUAUAGGCUGCUGUGAGAACAGAGUUGGUUGAAUCCUGUUUCUUCGUUCCUUAUUUUUGUUAGAGCAUCCGAUGCCGUCUUUGUCUUCUGUGUGCGACACUGUCUGCAAAGUCGCAGUAUCCUCUUCCUCAGGGCCGGUCCACAAGAGAACCCCGUCAGGGGCGCAGCCAGCCAUCUUGGCCAUGGACAGGGCCGGGCUGUAGUGGCCCCUGUCGCCACCCCAGCCCCUGAAUGGCACCAAGGGCGGAAAGUGGCUUACACACUUGAGGCUGGGCGUGGCACUCUGGGAAGCAAAAGCCCUUCUAGAAAUUACUGACACUGAUUCGGUCCCUCCCAUAGAUGCUCCUCUAGGCCCCUGGGGUGUGAUCCCGGAAGCCUCCCGGCCAGGGCGCCCAUGGUCCUGUCUGCCACAGCCCCCUGGUGCAGUGGCCAUCCCUGAGCGGGCGCCUCCCGGUACCACACUUGCCCUCUCCGAGCCUCUGCCACUUCGUCACCAGACCUCAGCCCUCCAGCCCCUCCCCUGGAGCAUCUCAGAACCCACUCCGCUGGUGCUAAACACGAGGGGCUCAUGUGGCUGCCAGUAACCAAGAGACCAGAGGCCGGGCCAAGACCAGCUCCAGGUUCCCACCCUCCUCCCCCCCCACCCUCGGGACCCGCCCUAGGGAGACCGAUACUGCGCCUUCACUGUAGGACUCAGAUUAUAACGAUGUGUAAUGACUGUAGCAAGAGGCCCUUGUUUCUGGAUGUAAAUGGUCAAGGAAGCAAGUGCUCUGUUGUAUAAAUUAACCUAGUUUCAAUGAGUCCAGUAUCAUUGCAUCUCCUACUCUGGAUUAGUGCCUUUUGGACAGUAGACUGUUCUGUAAUUAAAAUGUAGUAUACUGCUUUUUUGUACAGUUUUGUUUUAAUAAAACUUUUUUUUAAUUUGUGUUUAUUUUAGUAUUGUACCUAUUAGAGAAUAAAAUGUAUAACUGAA
Messenger RNA from Dipodomys spectabilis (banner-tailed kangaroo rat), 12849 nucleotides. It is a transcript of the gene Hmbox1, whose product is annotated as homeobox containing 1. Gene Ontology annotation, biological process: positive regulation of DNA-templated transcription. The coding region runs from base 331 to 1665 and encodes 444 amino acids. Gene Ontology annotation, molecular function: double-stranded telomeric DNA binding. NCBI's taxonomy places the organism in Eukaryota, Metazoa, Chordata, Mammalia, Rodentia, Heteromyidae. Gene Ontology annotation, cellular component: nucleus. The record is from RefSeq and is a predicted model, not a curated record. The transcript is spliced from 12 exons.